Musa acuminata AAA Group (dessert banana) is the source of this 2947-nucleotide messenger RNA. RefSeq lists its product as uncharacterized. NCBI's taxonomy places the organism in Eukaryota, Viridiplantae, Streptophyta, Magnoliopsida, Zingiberales, Musaceae. The record is from RefSeq and is a predicted model, not a curated record. The coding region runs from base 289 to 1230 and encodes 313 amino acids. The transcript is spliced from 2 exons. Gene Ontology annotation, biological process: defense response.
AAGAUUGACUGAAAUUACUUAUAUAUCCUUCGUAUUUAUCCCCAAAUAAAUAGAUAAAUAUUACGGACUCCUGUACCAACAUUGGCGUCCCCAAACUCCAACACCCCGCUGUCAUCACCCACUCAUCUUGCAAUUCCAGCUGUUCUUCUAACUGUCCAUCACCCGGAUCACAUUACGCCCCACCUCCUCUCUCGAGGGACCCACGCCAUAAAAUGUCUCGCGCGCAGAGGUUUCCGCCGUGGAGCGGGAGCGGCAACUCAGGCGGAGGCGGAGGGAGGAAGCGCCACCAUGGCCCCUUCCGUGAGAGGCCGAGGUGGCAGCGUCGCCGCUGGGGACGUCGGAGGAGGAGCAGGAGAAGGCGGUGGAUACUACCCUGCGCCUCCUCCCAUCCCCUUCUCGAGACACCACCUGGAAGUGACGGUGAUCUCGGCUCAGGAUCUCUACCCGGCCGCCCGGUCGAUGCGCACAUACGCGGUGGCCUAUUUUCGGCCCGACCACCGCGCCCGCACCCGCAUCGACGCCUCCGGCCACACCGACCCCACCUGGAACGACAAGUUCGUCUUCCGCGUCGACGAUGCCGUCCUCCACUCCGACACCUCUGCCAUCACCAUCGACGUCUACGCCGACCGCCCGGGCCUUCUGCCGGGCCCCGACAUCCUCCUCGGCACCGCCCGCGCCCUCCUCUCCACCCUCCGCCCCUCCUCCGCCACCCACUACGCGGCCCUUCAGAUCCGCCGCCCCGCCUCCCUCCGCCCGCAGGGCAUCCUCAACCUCGGCGUCGCCCUCGUCGACCCCUCCGCCCGCUCCGUCCCCGUCCACGCCGACCGCGGCCACGCCUCCUCCACCCCCAGGCCCGAGGUCCCGAAGCCCAAGCGUCCCACCGCGGGAACCAGUCGAGCGGCGGACCGGGAGAGGACGGAGCUGGAGAGGAAGCUAGAGAAGUGGAGGGCCGAGCUGCCGCCAGUCAGCGGCGAGGUGGUGAGACAGGAGAAGGGAGGACGCAACCGCGGCGCCCCCGUGGCCGCGGUCGUCGAGGACGAGCCAGUGAUUCGGCCGCAGAGGAAUCGGAGCUUUAAGAGGUUUGCGUGCUUCGGCGGCGGAAAUGUGGAGUCGGGGGAGUUCGUUGCCGCCCCGCGAUAUGUGGAGGAGAGGCCGCCGAGAAGGGCCGCCAGGGUUGCCGUCCAUCGCCACAAGGGCUAUAGAGAUCGAGAAGGGCUGCCCAAUAUUUGAUCAUCAUAUCACUUAUUUACGUGGCAAGAUGCGUCAGAAAAGGGUGCAACAUGUCAUGUGGAGUUGCAAUAACCUUAUCCAGUCUGCUUCCGAGUCCAUUCAUCCGUGAUCGAGUUGUUUAGUUCUCCGACACAGUACGGAAAUUUUUUUGGUGUGUUCUUCAAACGCUUAUUUUGUAAGAAUUAUUGAGGUCCAAACGAUAUGAAACGACAGCUGAAAUAUAGUUGGUUGACGAAAAAUGACGUGGGAAAAUAAAUAUACCUUUAAUAUAAAAUCAAAACGGUGCAGAUGAGAUCUCAGCCCCCUCUUCUGAUGAUGAAAAUGACGAUCACACGCCUGUCACGUGAGUACCACGUGGGAAAGGCCACUGUGAGAUAAACCCCUCGCCGCUGUCCUCUGCGUCGGUCUGUUUUAGUCUGCUUCUGCUCCUUAUCUUUCUCGUCGAUGCCUCUGCUCCAUCUCCCCUUUUCUCAGAUCCGGCCUCCAUGCGUCGCCAGCCUCCGUCCCAGGCUGGCCGGCUCACAUAACGUUCCGGCGAGGGACAGGAUCAUUGACUUCGGCAAGCACAAGGGACGGAUGCUGGGCUCCCUUCCGUCGUCUUACCUUCGGUGGGUGUCGAGGAACCUCCGCGCCCGCGACUUCGAGGAGUGGGCACGCCUGGCCGACGAGGUGCUGCAGGACCCGGUCUACCGAGACCGGCUGGAGUGGGAGGCGUUGGAGCGGAUCCUCACCGGAGACGGCCUCCGCCGGAGCUCAUUCGACCCCGCCGACUCUCCCGUCGCCGAGCUCAUCGAGGUCAGCGAUCGCUUCGGGUGGGACAACAAGGCCAAGGACGCCUGGGCCGGGAUCAACUUCGAGCUCCUGGGCACCUCCAAGGGCGGGCGCAUACCCCGGGUCCGGAGCCCAUCCCCGGCCACGGAGGGCGGCCAUGGAGAGGGUAAACGCGUGACCUUUCGCCGGGAAUCGAAGAUCUCGAGCGGUUCCAGACCGGGGCCGGAGAAGAAAUCGGGAGGUGUUGAUGUGGGUUCUAUUUUGGGCGGAGUGCGGCUGAAACGGGACGGGAAAACGAUCGUUCCGGCCUGCGACUCAAUUGCUUCGAGCAAGGAACAGACGGGAGCCUUCGCCACGGAUUCGACAUCGAGGGAACAAAUCAAGGAUGGAUUUUUGAGAGGCAAUCCGAAGGGUCCGCUCCAUGGGAGCACUUCGAGCGGAAGACGGGUGGGAAUUUUAAGCAAGGGGCAUAGAUUUGUGAUUGGCGGCGGAGGAGAAGAAGAAGAACAAGAAGAAGAAGAAGAAGAAGAGGGGAAGGAGGAGGUGGCGACGAGAGGAAAUAGAGAGGAGAGGAGGGAGAGGAGGAGAUUAAAGAGGGAGCAGCAGCUCGAGAUGCUGAGAAGGGAGGUGGGAGUGGAGGAGAGGAGUGGAAGAGGCAACGAGGCCUUGGUGAUCAAGAGAGGAGUUUUGAGAGGAGAACACCACCACCAGAUCGCCAAUCCUUUUCCUGGACGGAGAGCCCUUUUGGAGAAGGUCAAAAGACAGGGAGACUGAUCGACUUGUUUCCUCGUUUCGUUUUGACUUGCAACUUAGAAAUUGCGUGCUUGUUGUGUUAGUUUUCUAUGAGACAACAUUUUUAAUUAUUAGAGAAUAAAUAAUUAUGACUAAAAAGGAUUACUAAAUGCAAUUAUGAUGAUAUAAUACAUCAUUAUUAUAUUUUGGUAUA